Molecule: messenger RNA, 2168 nt
Organism: Trichobilharzia regenti
Lineage: Eukaryota; Metazoa; Platyhelminthes; Trematoda; Strigeidida; Schistosomatidae
Source: the annotation of a GenBank genome assembly
CGGCAUUUUGCCAGCGCUCCAUUUAAUUGUGAGGUCAGGAGGAUGGAGGAAACUGAGCAUGUUGCUCGACGACUUGAUAGAAUGCUGAAAAAUAAAAAGAUAGACGAUGAAUCUGCGUUAAAGUAUCUUCGACGACUUCGAAGCAUCGAAAUGACACUGGAUAUUUUAACUAAAACUGGUGUUGGUAUUAUUAUCAAUAAAGUUAGGAAAGCUUCUGACGAUCCAGAAGUUGCUACACUUGGCAAAAAUAUUAUUAAACAAUGGAAAAAGUUGGUUCCAGAUAAAGGCGAUGCAUCUAUCCCAUGCCCGAAUACUACAAGCAAUAAUAAUAAUCAUAAUAAUGGUGAUGACAAUAAUGACAAGUCUUCUGAAUUAAAAGCGUGCAUUCCUUCUGACGAUUCAGCUCCUCAUGAUGCUAAACGGUCACGGAUAAGUGGUGAGCAUAACAAAAAAGACUCAACUGUUGAACAACCAUCAGUCGUCAAUGCAAGUCGUGGCUUCUUCCCCGUUCACUCGUUAACUACAAAUGAUCAAAUACGUCUUAAAGCUAGAGGGAUGAUUCAAUCAGCCCUGGAGAGUGGAAAUAUUCCUAGUGGUGCUUACGAAUGUGAAUAUUUGGCGAUUCGUAUAGAAACUUCUAUCUAUGAUCUGUUUAAUAAUACUGAUACCAAAUACAAACAACGUGUGCGCACCAGAGUGAUGAAUCUCCGAGAUUCCAAUAAUCCAAACCUACGACUCAAUGUCUUGAUGGGACAUGUUAGUCCGGAAAAACUAGCGUCUAUGACGUCAGAAGAAAUGGCAAGUAAGGAAAUGAAAGAACUCCGUGAAAAAUACACCAAGGAGACGAUAGAAGAUCAUCAAAUGGCUGUGACUGGUGGGACUGAAACUGAUUUACUACGAUGUGGAAAGUGUAAACAGACAAAGUGUACAUAUAAUCAGGUCCAAACGCGUAGCGCUGAUGAACCAAUGACAACGUUUGUUUAUUGUAACAAUUGUGGACAUCGAUGGAAGUUUUGUUAACGAUUCAUUCAAUCAAUUACUGCUACUUACUACUGUUAAAUGCACAACUGUGUCCAUCCAUCCGUCCGUCCGCCUUACCUUCGGUCAACAAACUAGUUUGGCUCUGCUGCUGUUCAUCAAAUUUCCAACUUUAAAAUAUAUAUACAUAUAUUACUCCCAGACCAGUGCGUUCUGUAGGCCUCUGUGUGUUUCGGUGUUAUUGCUGCACACAAUCAAUCCUCCAUCCUCAAAUAAUAAACUGUGUUCCCGGAAAAUUGGUGGCACAAAAUCUGUAAAAUGUCUACUUUCCCUAUAUAUAUAUAUAUAAAGUCACUUGAAACUUGUAUAUUGGAUGUGCUAUUGGGUGUUCUUGUUGUGUAUUUUUAUUAUUAUAAAUCAAAGUGAAUCGUUCACAGUGUAUUCAAUCCUUCAAAUAACAGUAACAAUAAUAAUAGUAUUAAUAAUAAUAUUAAUAACAAUAUUAAUAAUAAUAAUAUUAAUAACAAUAAUAUUAAUAAUAAUAGGGAAACAGAAUCUUCCUUUUUGUAAUCCUUUGUUAACUGUGAGAUGAUCCUACGUAGAGGUAUGUAAAUACCACCAUCACCAAGUAAGCUUUCUUUUGUGUGUGUGUAUGUGCGCCGUGUAUGCCCACCUUCUUGUACUUGUUUCCUCUUCAUGAUGCUGUUGCUGCUGAUGUUUCCCCCAUUCGUUUCAUUGUGAUCCCAUCUAUCCUGUGUGAAAAACAAAACUCUUCACUGAUGAAUUUGUUUUUUUCCUACUUUUUAAGAAUUUCUUCUGUUUUGGUUUUGCCCUUCCAUAUAGCAGCUUUGAUGAAUUGUGUACACAGAUGAUGCAAAAAUAUUUCAAAAAAAAAACAACAACAACAAACAAACAAAACAGAAACAUCAUUAUCAUCGCCAUAUUUUAGAGAUACUCUUAAUAUUCAACCUUUUUUUUACUUCUUCAAGAGUCAAUCCCUUGAGUAGAGAAAUUGUAUGUAAUUCAGUGUUCUUAUAUGGAUAUAUAGUGUACUGUUAUAUAAUUGUUAUAUCUGUGCUUGUUAAAUCCCACUAUUAUGUGUAUACAGUUCAUGUUCAGGUUGUUGUUUUUAUUAUUGUUGUUUUAUUGUCACAUGUAUUAAAUAAAUACAUCUUUCGCUUUUGUUACAA